This is a messenger RNA of Lasiodiplodia theobromae, 480 nucleotides long. Its product is annotated as FAD-binding domain-containing protein. The record is from RefSeq and is a predicted model, not a curated record. The coding region runs from base 1 to 480 and encodes 159 amino acids. Gene Ontology annotation, molecular function: ubiquitin protein ligase activity. The transcript is spliced from 3 exons. Gene Ontology annotation, biological process: protein ubiquitination. NCBI's taxonomy places the organism in Eukaryota, Fungi, Ascomycota, Dothideomycetes, Botryosphaeriales, Botryosphaeriaceae.
AUGCCAGACGCCUCACCCGCCGGCAGCCGUGCCAUUAUGAUCGUGCUGCCCACCAUCUUCGCCAUCAUCCUUGUCAUUCUGAUAGCCACAACCGCCAUCAUCCUGCCGCGCCUUCCGAAAAACAGUGACAACGAGAAGGCCGAAUGCCGCAAGAAGCGCAUGCUCAACCUUGAGCGCGCGUGCAAGUCUCAGAUUUUCAAAGACUGGUGCUCCAAGCACGAGACGGAGCAUCCGGAAUACAAGUCCGAGCACCCCGUUUGCGUCAUCUGCCUGGAAGAGAUCGAGGACAAGGCGCACGUCCGAGGGCUGGGAUGCCAUCACGUCUUCCACCAGGGCUGUCUCGACGACUGGUUUGACCGCUUCAACGAAUUCUGCCCGCUCUGCCAUCGACCCAUCCUUCCAUCCGUGUGCAGCAAGAGUAAGAAAUCCACCCGAUCCUCGAUGGACACGGCGCACGAUGCCGCCGCCAUGAUGGUCUGA